CUCUCAAAGGCUAAGACUUGUGCCGAAGCAAUUCUGGCAAUUCCGAUGGUAAGAGCAAGAGAACAGAAAACACGAGGACAGAAAAUGAUGAAUGUUCUAGGUUUGAGUCUUCUCUUGACAUCACUCGUCACAGCAGCAGCAGCAGCAGGAGGAUUUUUCACUCCCAAUCCAGAAAAGGAGAGCCCGACCGAAGCUGUUAUUGUCAAAGAAGGGCACAGGGUGGUGGUUGUCGAGUAUGAGAAGGAUGACGGAAACACCAAGGUUUCGAUCGCGCCGAGAGAUGAGAAAGCAUUGUCUGGAAAGAUGAUAGAAGAGGAUGCGGAGGGAAAAGAAACUCAUCACAAUCACAAAUCGACUCCAACAGAGGUCGUGUGCGAUGCAUAUGGCAAGUGUAAGCGCUUGGUUGCGGGUGCUGUGGGGAAAACCAAAGAAGCGGUGGCAGGCAGCUGGGUUUCUGAAGAGGCAAAAGGGGCCGUUGGCAAAGUCAAGGACGCGGCAUCUGAUGCAUCACAUAAAGUCCAAGAAGCGAGGCAGAGUGUGGAGGACUCUGCCAAUCAAGGGAAAGAUAAGUUGUCUGAGAAGGCCAGUGAAAUCAAAGAAGCGGCGAAGCAGGGAACGAAACAGCGAGCUCACGACGCCAUUGAAGCCGCAAAGAGAGUGAGAGACGAGGCGGAGAGGGAAGCGAGGAUGAAAAUGGAGGGGAGCAAGGAGAAGGUGGUGGAGAAGGCUAGAGAGGCAGAGGAGUGGGUGGAGAGAUCCGCCAAGAAGAAAGGGGCUCAGGAGACCCUGCGGCGUGCGGGUGAGGUGGGAAUGGAUUUGUUGGAGUACGCAGUGCGGGUGGUGAGCCGGGUGGGGCACCUGAUGGGAUUCUCGGCGGCGUAUGGGAUGUGCGUGUGGGUGACGUUUGCGUCCAGCUACGUGCUGGCGGGGGCGCUGCCGAGGAAGCAGUUUGGGAUGGUGCAGAGCAAGGUGUAUCCGGUGUACUUCAAGGCCAUGGCGUACAGUGUCGGGGUGGCAUUCCUGGGUAGCUGUUACUCCUAUUGCUUCUCCUCUAGGAAACGCAGUGGGGGGCUGUUUCAAUGCUUCAACCUUGCGGCGGCGCUUGCUAUGACGCUGGUGAAUUUGCUGUGGUUGGAGCCGCGUGCGACCAAGGUGAUGUUUGAGAGGAUGAAGAAGGAGAAGGAAGAUGAGACAGUAGGAGGAGGGAGGAGUAAGGAUUCCACGGCGGAGAUUGCAGGCAGGGGCAGGGAUAGGGAUAGGGAUAGGAGGAAGAGCAAGGGUGAUGCCGAUGCAGAUGUUGCAGGGAAUGAGGCUGCAGAGGCAGAGGCAGAGAUGAUCGGUCUGACUUCGACGCUGCAGAGGUUGAAUUCCUACUCCUCCUCCCUCAAUGUGCUCACUCUUAUGUCGCUGACGUGGCACCUGCUGCACUUAGCCCAGCGCCUACAUAUGGAUUGACUGACCCGUGUCGUGCGUUGUCUUGUGUUGUCUGAUCUAAUCUGGACUUCCUCUCCUCUCCUUUCCUCUCAUCUCAUCUCAUCUUCCCUUUUGUGUUUUUAUUCGGAUCAAUUACGUAUACAGUUCAGAGUUCGUUGGUGAUUUUUGUAUAUAUUAUUAUUAUUAUUACA
This is a messenger RNA of Andrographis paniculata, 1625 nucleotides long. RefSeq lists its product as uncharacterized. The record is from RefSeq and is a predicted model, not a curated record. The coding region runs from base 46 to 1455 and encodes 469 amino acids. The transcript has 2 exons. NCBI's taxonomy places the organism in Eukaryota, Viridiplantae, Streptophyta, Magnoliopsida, Lamiales, Acanthaceae.